Molecule: messenger RNA, 900 nt
Organism: Racocetra fulgida
Lineage: Eukaryota; Fungi; Glomeromycota; Glomeromycetes; Diversisporales; Gigasporaceae
Source: the annotation of a GenBank genome assembly
AUGACUCGUGAAACUAAGCUCAAAAAAUAUACUCGCAAAUUUCGUUCAGAAAAGGGUGACAUCGCACAAGUUACAAACCAAUAUCUAGAAGACACUUCGAAACUCCUUGGACGUAAACUUCGACGGAGAGAAAUAUCUCAAGAAGAAUACGAAAUUCGUAUUAAAGAAAUUGAACAGAUUAAAAAUGCAAUUAAUGAUUUACAGAUACAAAUCAAAAAUUUACAAGACGAACUUAAUAGUUUAAAAGAUGAGAACAGGAAAUUGAGACAAGAAAAUAGCGAAUUACAUGAUUCAUUAAAUGGUCUUUGCAACAAUUUCAAUAAUGACAAACAAAUUCAAGUGAAGAAUCAAGAAGUGAUAAACUUACACAGAAUCAUUAGAAAAAUACUUGAAGAUUAUAAUCAAAAAUAUAAACGAGAUUCCACCGGAUCUUCGAAAAUUACCGAUUUUAUCAAGACGGAAAUCACUGAAAAAAAAAAAUGGAAAGACAUCGAAACUUCAGAAAUUCUAGCAGAAAUUGUUUUUCAAUUAGAUUUAAAUUCCCUUUUGGCUUUUUCACUAGAAAAUGAUCCAAAAAAGAAUUUGUUUAUGGCAAUUCAUUCGGUUGAUUCCUAUCAGCUAGUGGGGUAUUAUAUGAACCCUUCUAUACGUCACAGUAAUUUUUCAUCUCACUUGUUAUUUUUCCUACGUAAAGACGUCGACACCGCUCUUUCAGAAUAUAACAUGUUACCAGAAAAUUUGCGAUCCGAAUGGAUAGAAAAGAAAUCAAAUUUCGUUCAAGAAUACCAAACCGAAAUUUUGAAAAUGAAACAUCCUAAUAUUACUGAUGAAAACAUUCAAAAUAUUUUAGGAAAUGCUCCGUUUUAUUUUCAAAAUAAUUUUAAUCUUCAAGAUUAUUUA